Messenger RNA from Aspergillus melleus, 1435 nucleotides. Its product is annotated as aldo/keto reductase family protein. The record is from RefSeq and is a predicted model, not a curated record. NCBI's taxonomy places the organism in Eukaryota, Fungi, Ascomycota, Eurotiomycetes, Eurotiales, Aspergillaceae. Bases 286 to 1335 code for a protein of 349 amino acids. Gene Ontology annotation, molecular function: oxidoreductase activity. The transcript has 2 exons.
AAGGAAAGCGGGGAAGAUCACAUCAGCCCGUGCUUAUCUCCAACAUCCCACUUUGAAGUCUACCCCGUAAUACAACGCCAUUCCUCAACACGCAUCAAGAAAUCUGUGAGAGUUUUGUGAGAGGGCUUCAUCCUUUAUCGGAAACUAUCUCAUCCAAUUGAGGUAACACCUUAACCUUCAUAGAUCUCAUCCAUCUUCAUGACUCCUGGCCUGACGUGAUCUCCGCAUCUCCCCCACUCUAGUACUCCCAGCACCCCGAAUCCUUGAACGCGCCGAUCCUUCAAAAUGCCUUUGGUAGCACAGAAUACCACGCCGAGGGUGAUCCUUGGUCUUAUGACAUUCGGACCCGACGAGUCGAAGGGGGCCCGGAUCACGUCUCUGGACGAAUACAACAAGUGCCUGGAUUACUUCCAGCAGCAGGGAUUCAACGAGGUCGACACCGCAAGGAUCUAUGUGGACGGACUCCAGGAAGCUUUUACUGCCCAGGCGAAUUGGAAGGAGCGUGGUCUAACGUUGGCCACCAAGUGGUACCCCAGAAACCACGGGGAUCACAAGCCCAAUGUUCUACGAGAAAAUCUAGAGCGCUCUCUGAAAGAGUUGGGCACCAACCAGGUCGACAUCUUCUAUCUGCAUGCUCCGGAUCGGUCUGUCCCUUUUGCAGAGACCUUGGAAGCCGUCAAUGAGCUGCAUAAGGAGGGCAAGUUUGUGCAAUUGGGUCUUAGCAACUACACGGCGUUUGAGGUUGCGGAGAUCGCCACUCUUUGCAGCGAGAGGGGAUGGGUGCGCCCAACUAUUUAUCAGGCCAUGUACAAUGCCAUUACUCGGUCCAUCGAGACUGAGCUGGUCCAUGCCUGCAGGCGGUACGGCAUCGACAUCGUGAUUUACAACCCACUCGCCGGCGGGAUCUUCUCUGGCAAGUACAAGACCAAUGAAAUCCCCGAAGAGGGCCGGUAUGGCGCCAAGUCUGUCAUUGGGGAGCUGUACCGUAAGCGUUAUUUCCAGGACGCAACGUUUGACGCCCUGCGCGUCAUCGCACCCGUUGUCGAAAAGCACGGGUUGACAUUGCUGGAGACUGCCUUUCGUUGGCUUCACCACCACUCGGCGCUCAACAUGACAGGGAAUGGCCGGGACGGAAUUGUUAUUGGCGUGAGUAAUUUUGCGCAGUUAGAGGCCAACCUGAAGGACAUUCAGAAAGGCCCGCUCCCGGAAGAGGUUGUCGAGGCUUUGGACCAGGCUUGGUUGAUCACAAAAGCCACCACUCCCAAUUAUUGGCAUCUUGACCUGAAGUACACUUAUGAUACCAAGGCAUUGUUCCACGGCAAGUCGAGCGCUUAAGGUUGUGACGCAAUUAUGUCAAGUAAACGAAUGACCUUGAAGAAUACAUAUUUAUCAUUGAAAUACAAGCUCAGAAAGAAGAAACUUAUGAAACUUUGCC